AUCCAACAUUACAAAGGGAAGUUCAGGAAGGGAUUUUGCAUCCUGCCCCAAACCAAGAUUCCACAAAAAGUCAAGAAAGCAUAUUAAGACCUAUUCAUCCACCACUGAUUAUUAUCAUCAAUCUUGAGGAUGAAGAAGAGGAAGAACAGGAAGAGAAAUAUGCAUCAUACUUAUUGUCUAAGACUCCAGAAGAUAUAGAAGAGGAAAAGGCAAUAAAGGAGAUGUGUUAUAAAUCUGGAGAAUACUACAGAAUUCAGACUUCUCAGGAAAACCGCUCAACAAAAAAUGUACAUUCAGUGCUGGAAAAUGAGCUCUUGAAACCCAUGGAAACUGGCAGAGGUUUACAAGAAGGUGAUGGUGUUGCAGUUCCAUCAAAGUUUAAUAUAGAAAGACAAACCGAGAUUAUGGCAUCACUAGACAGUAACUCUAGAUCCAAUCUUAGUGCCUUUGAAAAUGGAGGAGGUGAUUGUUAUUUGCCACAAAGAAGAAUAUUUGUUGGAGGAUUACAAAGUAAAGUGUUCAGUGGAGAAAAAGGACUUACCAUGCUGAAGUGUUCAAACAUUAAAGCUACAAGCCAUGCAGAAGGGAUAAAGAAGCAUCAUUUUAAAGGAGUAAGGAAAAAGAAAUGGAUGUCCGAGGAACCCAAAAGCCUGUCUGCCCCAUUAAUUGGAAAAGCAAUACAUACUUCAAACCCUAAAGGUAAAGGGAAUUGCCAUCAAAAUGAUCAAAGCAAGAAUGCUGAGAAUACUUCUUAUGUUCCUUCUCAGAGAGCCAGUGGGAGAAGCAUUUCCUUGAAUUCUGCAGUCGCUGGAAGGUCACCAAAUCUUACCUAUGAUAAAGUCGGUGCCACCAAGGAGUCCAAGAUCAAUCUACCUGCAGAGAGAUGCACAUCAGCAUAUAAUUCACUAGCUUGGAGAAAAAGAAGCCCGCACACUAAAGUAUACACAAAAGCUGAAAAAAUGCAUUCAGAGCCUAGAAGAAAUGGAAGCAGAUAA
This is a messenger RNA of Gekko japonicus, 995 nucleotides long. RefSeq names its product chromosome unknown open reading frame, human C12orf50 (gene ZC3H11D). The record is from RefSeq and is a predicted model, not a curated record. NCBI's taxonomy places the organism in Eukaryota, Metazoa, Chordata, Lepidosauria, Squamata, Gekkonidae. The transcript has 9 exons. The annotation marks the transcript as partial.